Messenger RNA from Benincasa hispida (wax gourd), 1041 nucleotides. Lineage: Eukaryota; Viridiplantae; Streptophyta; Magnoliopsida; Cucurbitales; Cucurbitaceae. The record is from RefSeq and is a predicted model, not a curated record.
AUGUUUUUGCAGUCAACAAUCGAUGAAAUCGAACCAACAAGUCCAAUAGGAGUGACUAGAGUAGUAGUUGGAGCAUCUAGCUCAAAAGGGAGUUCCGACAGUGGGAUUUCAAGCUUGUCGACUGUUCCUGAGUCAACAAUCGAUGAAAUCGAACCAACAAGUCCAAUAGGAGUGACUAAAGCAGUAAUUGGAGCAUUUAGCUCAGAAGGGAGUUCCGACAGUGGGAUUUCAAGCUUAUCGACUAUUCCUGAGGUUGGUAGUCCAGUUCCUCCUAGAGCUCUUAUUUCACAGGUUUUGCUGGGACUUGAUGAAGAAUACAACGCAAUUGUGGCCACAAUCCAAGGACGAAUUGAUAUCUCGUGGUUAGAUAUACAGUCGAAACUACUUCUAUAUGAAAAAAGACUUGAAUACCAGACAAAUCAAAAAACUAUAGUCGGGUUUAAUCAAAUGGGCAACACAUCUGUCAAUAUGACCAAUACCAAAAACACCAACAAUAAUAACAAUAAAAAAUCUACCUCCAACAACAACAAUCAAGCGUCUGGUAGAGGACAAAGAGGUGGAGGUCAUGGUAGAGGCCGUGGCAGAGGCAGAGGUAACAAACCAAUUUCUCAAGGAAUGCUUAAAGAUGGGCUAUAUCAAUUAGAAGAUGCAGAAGUUGGUUCGAGUAAGAAGGCUAUAGAGAGUAGAGUUUCUUUGCAGUUAGUGCACAAAAAUAACAAUUUGUGUGCACUUGCCUUAUCUAAUAGGAACAGGGUAUCUAAAACUAUUUGGUAUAGACAUCUUGAUCACCCAUCACUAAGAACAUUAGACUUUAUUGUCAAGCAAUGUAAUCUUCCUAUAAUGGUUAAUGAAGAUCUUCAGUUUUGUGACUCGUGUAGAUAUGGUAAGACACACUCUCUAGACUUUCCUAAUUCUAACUCAAGAGUCUCUACACUAUUCGAUCUUAUACAUACUGACUUAUGGGGUCCUGCCCCCUUGUUAUCGACCGAUGGCUAUAAAUACUAUGUGAUAUUUGUGGAUGAUCAUAGCAGGUACACCUAG